Lemur catta (Ring-tailed lemur) is the source of this 1056-nucleotide messenger RNA. RefSeq names its product tachykinin precursor 1 (gene TAC1). The record is from RefSeq and is a predicted model, not a curated record. The transcript is spliced from 7 exons. NCBI's taxonomy places the organism in Eukaryota, Metazoa, Chordata, Mammalia, Primates, Lemuridae. Bases 116 to 508 code for a protein of 130 amino acids. Gene Ontology annotation, biological process: tachykinin receptor signaling pathway.
AAAGAGCGCGCUCGGGACUCCUCCUUCCGCGCCGCUGCCCCCGAGAGCGCGGGGACUCCGGCCCGCGCCCAGACCGGCCAGAGCGACCCGCGGCCUGUCCGUCGCAAAAGCCAACAUGAAAAUCCUCGUGGCCUUGGCCGUCUUUUUUCUCGUCUCCACUCAACUAUUUGCGGAAGAAAUCGGAGCCAAUGAUGAUCUGAAUUAUUGGUCCGACUGGUCUGACAGUGACCAGAUCAAGGAGGAGCUGCCGGAGCCCUUUGAGCAUCUUCUGCAGAGAAUCGCCCGGAGACCCAAGCCUCAGCAGUUCUUUGGAUUAAUGGGCAAACGGGAUGCUGAUUCCUCAAUUGAAAAACAAGUGGCCCUGUUAAAGGCUCUUUAUGGACAUGGCCAGAUCUCUCACAAAAGGCAUAAAACAGAUUCCUUUGUUGGACUAAUGGGCAAAAGAGCUUUAAAUUCUGUGGCUUAUGAAAGGAGUGCAAUGCAGAAUUAUGAAAGAAGACGCAAAUAAACUACCUAACAUACUAUUUAUUCAGCUUCAUUUGUGUCAAUGGGCAAUGAAAGGUAAAAUAAGACACACACUAUGAGGAAUAAUUAUUUAUUGAUAACAAUUGUUAUUUUGAGUUGAAAACUCAAAAAAGGUGUUUAUUUUUCAUAUCGUCCCAAUAUGUGUUGUAAACAUAUGUUAUAAUUCUAAUAUGAUGACUCUCUCAGAAGUUGGAAUCAGUGAUAAUUUUGCAACAAAGCAGUGUUCAAUGAAUUGUAGAACCCUGUCAAUGAUAUGGCCUCCAAAGAAAGAAAGAAUUGCUCUGAAGCAGUCAUACCAGCUACUGCUAAAAGGGAAGGAAAUUCCCAACAGUCUCGUGCUUCCCCUAUUUUUUUCAUGGUGAAAAUGUACUGAGAUUUUGGUAUCAAACUAUAUUUGUAUCCUUGAAGCAUGUUUCAUGUUUUGUGACUAUAUAGAGAUGUUUUUAAGAGUUUUAAUGUGACUCCAAGGUCUUCAUUUCAUUGUAUGAUGUGUUGUGAUAGCUAACAUUUUAAAUAAAAGAAAAAAUAUCU